Dermacentor albipictus is the source of this 3036-nucleotide messenger RNA. The record is from RefSeq and is a predicted model, not a curated record. NCBI's taxonomy places the organism in Eukaryota, Metazoa, Arthropoda, Arachnida, Ixodida, Ixodidae.
UGAGGUCACCCUUUGAACCAGCCGGCGCCGCCUAAACCUGUUUUCGCGCGCUCCCUCCGCCAUUGCGUUGCCCGCGUCGACUUCGCCGCGCUGCUGUGCGGGCGUCCUCGAAACGCUGCUGCGUUCGCGCGGCUUUCAUCGGCGUAGAAUGCCUGGAUGUUGUGUUCCUCAGUGCUCCAACCAUUCGAGAAAUGGUUGGAGGAUGUUCCAUUUUCCAAGGGACCCAAAAAGGCGGCUUCUGUGGCUGGUGCGAGUCAAGCGUGACAAGUGGCAACCGACGAACUCCUCGUGUGUCUGCAGCGCUCAUUUCGAAGCCAGCAGCUUCGAACAGAACCGCGCGGAUGGGUGGAAGAAGCUCAAGCCUAAUGCUGUACCAACGGUGUUCCCAUUCAAAGAACUUCCUAAAGAGCGAAGGCCACCAAGGGAACGAAAUGCACACGUGCCUGCAUUAUUCAGUGACGACGCAGCCGCACACAAUUCUUCACGAGAAGUGAGAAACGUUCUUCCCUCAACUACGCAGGAAUUUUCUCCCGCUGAUUCUUCGUCAGACGGGGAGAUAAAUGAGAGAUUGGCGGCUACGGAAACCAACAAUGCUAAUGGGCAACUUACUUCGACCCCCAGGGAUGCACGGCUUCAAGAAACUGCAAUAGUUACUGCGACCCAACCCCUCGAUUCUGAGGCAGCUGAGCUUAGGAAGAAGAUUGCAGAUCUCACAGCAGCCAAUAAUAAGCUUAGACAACAUCAUAACGAAUCUAAGAACACUGUCAAAAAACUACAGAUGCAGGUACGCAAGCUGCAGAAAGAGGCAACUAAUUUCUCACGAAAUACGAAGUUUUUAAAUGAAGACCAAAUUCGUGCUCUUUCUCGGAACAACAAUCAUGGUAAUUCGUGGUCAGCGCAAACAGUAAAGCAAGGUCUAAAAAUUAAAUUUGCUUGUGGAACCACCGGGUAUGAAACACUCAGAAAGAUUGGCUACCCUCUUCCAUCCAGCAGAACGUUAGCAAGAAGAAUUCAGGGCCUGAAGUUUCUGCCAGGUAUCCUGCAUGAAGUGAUCGACGUCAUGAGGUCGAAAGCAGAGGGAAUGGAGGACGUGGAGAAAGACUGCGUUCUCUUUUUAGAUGAAAUGGAGAUAGCACCCGGAUUUGAACUCGACCGUGGCGAAGACGUGCUUCUGGGAGGAACGACGUUGCCCUCAAAGCCUGAAGAGCCAGCCAAUCAUGCUUUGGUGUUUAUGCUAGGUGGGGUAAACCAGAGAUGGAAGCAAGUGAUAGCCUAUGAAUUCACUGGUAGGCACGUGGACGGCUCUGUACUCAAGGCAUAUGUCCUGGAAAUAGUGCAGAUAUGCAGCCAGAUUUCUCUAAGAGUCCGUGUUAUCACAUGUGACAUGGAUGCAGCAAACCGCGCUAUGUGGAGAGAAUUUGGCUUUUCGAGCCACCGCCAUUCGACAACUUCGUGCUCAAUACCUCACCCAACCUUAAAAGGGAAGGAACUUUUUUUCAUCUCGGACCCGGCACAUGUCCUUAAGAACCUGAAAGGACAGCUUCUAAGCUCAAAAGUUUUCACACUCAGUGAUACUACAGUAAGCAGGAACGGACUGACGGCCUCGAAGGUGAAAUUGGAGCAUGUACAGGCCGUCUUGGAUUAUGACGCAGCCAACGAACUUAAGGUAGCACCAAAUUUGUCAGAAACCCACAUUAGUUGUGGGCACUUAACCAAAAUGAAAGUAGGAGUCGCUGUCCAGCUCUUCCGUGAAGCCCCACCAGCUAUUCGGUUCCUAAUAAAAGAAGGAGUGAUUGAGCCAGAGGCCGAAACAACAGCGUGGUUUAUGGACCUCGUUUCUAGGUGGUAUGCCCUCAUGUCAUCGCGUCAUCCCACCAUGGCGCUAAGCCGCAGGAACAUUACUAAAUAUCAUGCCGCCUUGGACACACUACGCACGGCAACAGACACCAUCAGAGAACUGAAAAUGGGCACUGGAUCUCAGUGGAAGCCAUCGCAAGCAGGGGUCCUAAUUGCGACAACGGCUGUCCUUCUCCUUCAAGAAGUGCUUCUUGGCAGUGAAGGGUAUGAAUUCCUCCUCACGAGCAGGCUGUUGCAAGACUGCCUAGAAAACCUUUUUUCUGUGGUGCGGCUCAUGAAGCCAGUGCCCACUGCGUAUGACUUGAAGUGUGCACUCCGACUCGUCAGCGUCAGCCACUUUCUUCACACUCCGAGAUCAACAAGCUACGAACUUGACGACCGCGAAUACCUUGUCGAUCUGCUUGCACAUAGCAAGAAGGAAUGUGCAGAAAGCGAAGUCGAUGAAAUCAACGACACGGAAAUUCUGUUCAUUGAAGAGCUCACGUCAACCGAGUGCCGCAUCUUGUUUUACCUUGGCGGUUUUAUUUUGAAAGGAAUUUUGAAAUCUAUAACUUGUCCGCAGUGCAAGGCUGCUCUCCUUGGCAAGCCUGACGAUCAGUAUGCUUCCCUGACUGCACUCAAGGAAUACGUCAGGGAUGGGCAAAACCUCGUAUAUCCAAGCGCUGAUGUCAUGAAAACUUUAAAAAACUACGAGGAACAUUUCACCGCUGUCAACUCAUGGUGCACAGGCAAAUUUUUCACCAUGAAGUCGCCACUUCGUUCUCUGAUAGCCUAUCUCGAAGGCAUAGACAAACCCUCAGUGAACACAUGCAUGGCUCACAAAGAACGAAUAAGCAAAAUGCUGACUGCUGCAUAUGCCAGAGUGAGGCUCCGAAUUCAUCUCCGACAAAUUCCGAGCACUCAUCCUAGUGGCCACGGAAGCAAGACUUGUGCAGGGGUCAGCCUUGCGUAAGCAAGCUGGAAUCUGCAGUUCUGCGAGCCUUUUCCUUCAAAGUCUGAAGUCUGCAUCUAUAUAUAUAGUGAUCACAACUAUUUUAUCAAUUACGGUCUAUUUAACAUAAAUGUCGACUUUUAAAAAGUGCAAUAAUGUUCAGUGUUCACGUUCCCAUUAAACACAAAUCUCUAACUUUGUGUGUUUUCAUAAGCACUGAAUAAAUGAUUUCAUGUUUGCUUGGGUAA